AUGGAGGCAGCAACACUGAAGCGCUUGGAUGGCAAUGAUGCACCCAGUCUUGAAGACCUGCAGACAGAACUGGGCUGGCUAUUCCUGGAUGCAUGUUGCCUUGAGGAUGCCGUCAGCAGGGACUGGCAGGCAAUCGGCCGGCAUGAGCUCAGCUGGCUGCAGGGUGAAGCCGCGCUGUGGACCCGCCGCCUGCAGGAGCGCACCCCCCUGCAGUACCUGACGCACACCGCGCACUGGCGUGACGUGGUCUUGGCCGUCGGCCCCAGCGUCCUCAUCCCCCGCCCGGAGACCGAGUUGCUGAUCGACUUUGCCGAGUCGGCGCUGCGCCGCGACGCCCGCCUCGCCGCGCGGCCCUGGGUCGACCUGGGCACCGGCAGCGGGGCCCUGGCCUGCGGGCUGGCGAGGCUCAAAGGUGGGCCGGGCUCCGUCCACGCCGUGGACUUGAGCCCCACAGCGGCGGCGACGGCACGGACCAACGCGCGGCGCCUGGGACUGGAGCACAGCGUGCACGUCGUGCAGGGGUCCUGGGCGCAGCCACUGCUGCCGGACCUGGCCGGGGCGUGUGGGGGGGUGGUGAGCAACCCGCCCUACAUUCCCAGCCACUGCCUGCCGGAGCUCCAGGCCGAGGUCGCCAGGCACGAGCCCUGGCUGGCUCUGGACGGCGGAGUGGGUGCCGCCCUGGACUGCUUUGAGCCCAUUGUCCAGGGUGCCUCCGCCCUCCUCGCCCCUGGGGGCUUCCUGGCCCUGGAGUCCGGGGGGGCUGAGCAGGCGGCGAGCGUGGCGUCGCUGCUGGAGCGCACCGGAGCGUUUUCUGACGUUCACAUCAGGCCCGACCUGGCAGGCAAGGACCGCUUCAUCCUUGCGACCCGAACUCAUACCGAUAAUGACUGA
Molecule: messenger RNA, 891 nt
Organism: Auxenochlorella protothecoides
Lineage: Eukaryota; Viridiplantae; Chlorophyta; Trebouxiophyceae; Chlorellales; Chlorellaceae
Product: Release factor glutamine methyltransferase
Exons: 4
Coding region: 1-891 (296 amino acids)
Biological process (GO): protein methylation
Molecular function (GO): protein methyltransferase activity; nucleic acid binding
Source: RefSeq, a predicted model, not a curated record